Molecule: messenger RNA, 2466 nt
Organism: Spirodela intermedia
Lineage: Eukaryota; Viridiplantae; Streptophyta; Magnoliopsida; Alismatales; Araceae
Source: the annotation of a GenBank genome assembly
AUGGAGAGACUGGCAGAGGAGGACGUGCUGGACCCCCACCCGGACAUCCACGCCCUUUUCUGCUACUACAACUCGCUCUACUUCGGCGAAUCUCUCGGCGCCUGCUCCGUCUCCUGGAGCAGUUCUCGUAUGACGAGGUCCGCCUCAUUUCUGGUCGCCGUUUCUUCCAUCUCUUCUCUGCUCGGAGUUUGCAGUGUUUCUGGACGGCCAUUUUUGGGCGUUUUCCUUCGUCAUCGAUCUCGCAUCCCUGUCGGAAUCCGUCCAUCCGUCACUACAUCCGGACUGGACGAUAUUUGGGGGAAUUCACGGGAGAUCUAUUCGAGGAUCCGCUUCCGGACUGCGAGUUCUAGUCGUGGAUUUGGGGAUCCAUUCCGGACAGAGCCUAGAGUCAGCAUACAUUUCUCCGGCGAUCUUGCUCCCCGGAUCAGAUUCUCAAGUAUCAUCGUCGCCUAUAGGUUAACCCUCUGUUCAAUCUGCUUCGAACGAUCUACGCCCCUAGUAGUGUCUCGUUGGUGUGGAUUAGAUCGCCGAUAAUCCUCCUUGCUCAUCAUCAGAAAUUAUUCCGAGAUUGAAAUGUGGGUAUCGGAUGCUUGGGGAUGAACACAGUUUGAUCACCUCCACACAAGUUUCUUCUUUACUCCUUCAAGCAGCCGGGCUUUAUUUCUGCAUUUAGAGCAUUUUACCAACGAUUUCUCAGAGGUUCCUUCGUUUCUGCAUCGUAUGCUUGCAGAUCACGUACAGCUUCUUUUGUUCUUCCUAGAUUAGUAACAGUCUCCAUCUCCAAUCCUUUCUGAAUCGAUCUGCCUGUGAUCUGUUCGUCGGAUGCUAUCAAGCCAUCUGAAGAAAAAAGGGCACGCAGCGGACAGCAUGAAACUGCGCGUAGGUUGUGAUAUAUAACAUCAUGGUUUUAUUUAAUUGCUCGAAAUCAUUACUCCAAUCUCAGGACAUUACUACCGUAUAUCACCGAUUAUCGAUUGAUCGGCAUGAAAAACCAUGAAUUGCUUCAUUUUAGGAACGAAACUUUCCGGCACUGGGGGUUCUUCCAUGGCUAAUGAAUGUCCAGGAACUAUGUUCAAACCAGGUGUGCAGGUGUCUGCCAUUAUCGUCCAGGCGGUGGGUGCGAGAUCCGCCUCUCCGAACCUCUCCUGAAGUUCCGUCCGACUGCGGAUCUGAAGAACACCUUGCUUCACGAAAUGAUCCACGCAUUCUUGUGGAUCGCCAACCAGAACAGGGAUCAUAGGUCGUUAUAUAAACUUUCAUACCCUGGUUCUCAAUCAAUCUAUCUAUCUACCCAUCUACAGAUAUUUAUUGAAUGCGUUUUUUUUUUUUUUUUUUUUUUUUUUUGUGAAAGCAGCGACCAUGGCCCGUGCUUCCAGAGACUGAUGAAUGGGAUCAACUGCAGCUCCUUGGAAGACCAUCAAGUUGGUUAACCAACUGAGCGAGUUCUAAGAAAAAGCUUCUUUCCACAGACUUGCCCUUUCUCACUGUGUUCAAUUGCUUCUCCAGAAACCAGCUGGAGGCUACAACGUGACCGUGUACCACGAGUUCCACGCCGAAGUUGACAAGUACCAAGUCCACCGAUGGAUGGUAAUAAUGGGAUUACGAAAAAAAUAAUCUCUUUAUCUAUCUGGGUUUUCUAUUUUUUCACCUGAUCAAGACUGAAAAUCAGCGAUUUUGAGGGUUGACCUUAGAUGAUAACUGGCUUCUUGUAUUGCACUUAGUGUGAAUCCUGUGGGGAUCUGAUCAAGAGGGCCAUGAACAGACCUCCCAUGGCGAGCGACUGUAUUGGGAAGGUGAAGCAUGGUGGGCCUUGCGGCAACCCCUACUGUCAUUGGCACAGGUAAGGAGAGAUUCAAACUCAACCAACCAAUUUCACACCAUGAUUGAUUUCCCUCUGGUUUUCACAGCCACAGGGCCUCCUGUUCUGGGAGGUACGUGAAGAUCGCAGAGCCCACCGGGUUCAAAGGAAGAAGGGCUCUGAAGGGUGACGCGCCUCUCGUUCCUAAUAAUGCCACAAACGAGCUUAAGGUGCGUAAGGUGGACCUGACUGGCUCCCUGAGGACGAUAACGAGCUUCUUCCCUGUCGAAGAAGACAAGAGACCACCCCCUAGAGAGGACCUGAAGGCUAUGCUACCAGACGAGGCAGUCCCCAGAGGUAAGAGAAGCCAGUGUUCAGGAAGAAGAAAACGAAAGUUCACAGAAGCGGGAGAAGGUAACUGCGGCGGGCCGGGGCCAGAGUGCUCCGUCAUGAGUGGGUGGCUGCACUGGUACGCAGAGGAACACGAAGGGGAAGAGGACCCCGAGCCUCUGGUCAACAAGAGAACACAGAGGAGAAAGAAGCAGAAGAUGAUGCUGAGUAGGGGAUUCCCAGAAAAAGGUGACGAUGAUGAUGGUGAUAAAGAAGAAGAAAAACUUCGUUCCAGUGGGGUGGGUAGAAUGAUUGUUCUGGAAAUUCUUGACGACUAG